AUGGAUCGAACCUUGAAGGACAUGUUUAUAGAACAUGAGGAGAAUGCCACUGGGAAUAAAGACUUUAUUUUUGAAGAAGAAGGUGAUGUAGCUGUGAUUGAGAAUGUUGAACAAGAAGUUACACCAUUGAUUCCUUUAAGUGAAACUGUAUUGGAAAAUUCUCAAUUUGAAGAACCAGUUGAACCACAAGCUGUUGAGAAUCCUGAACUAGAUGAUCCACAAGAACCUGUACAACCAAGGAGAUCUGACAGACCAAGAAGAUCCAUAGCAAAUUCGGAUUAUGUGUACUUACAAGAAGCAUAUUUUGACAUUAGAGAUGAGGCUGAUCCAACAAGUUUUAGAGAAGCUAUGGAGAGUUAG
Molecule: messenger RNA, 360 nt
Organism: Prunus armeniaca (apricot)
Lineage: Eukaryota; Viridiplantae; Streptophyta; Magnoliopsida; Rosales; Rosaceae
Source: the annotation of a GenBank genome assembly